CACAAACGCCCACACAGGUUCCACAUGAACACUAUAUAAAUGACACUUAUUCUUCUUUAAAACUCUCUUCAACCAAAGUGGUGACAAGCACAUCAUCAGCAUGCUCCUCUUGCCGUUGCUGCUCCUGCUCUCUGGUGUGGAAUCCACUCCCACCUUUACGCACCGAAACUCUCUCACAGGGGAAGCCCUCGUCUGUGACAAAUGUCCACCCGGAAUGCACAUGACUGUGUACUGCACCGGCACCACGCGCACCGUGUGCGCGCCGUGCAGAAGCCACCACUUCACCGAGUUGUGGAACUACCUGCCCAAGUGUCUCUACUGCAACAACCUAUGCAUUGAGAACCAAGAGGUGGAGACGGAGUGCACAGCAACCAGCAACCGGGUCUGUCGGUGCAAAGACGGCUUCUACAUGACCCCCGGGGACUCCUGCGUGAGACACUUAGCGUGCAGGCCCAGACACGGUGUUCAAACGAAAGGUACGUCACAAACGAACACUGUUUGUGAAACUUGUUCCCAUGGCUACUUCUCUACCUCAUCGUCUGCGCUAGAGCCGUGCGUAAAACACCAGGAAUGCGCAAGCGGACAGAUUGCGCUUCUCCCGGGCACACUCAACCAAGAUAAACUGUGUGGCUCCUGUGAGGAUCUUUCAAAUGGCAGUGAGACGCUCAGAAAAAUGUUCUCAGGAUUCUUCAGUAUGCACAGUAUACGUGUCAUUAAAUUAAAGAGAUUUGUUGCCAGGUACAUUCAUAAAUCAGAGGAUGGGACUCUUCCCAAACAGAGGGGUCUUCUCAUGGAUCAGAUCAGAGCGUGGCUGGCCCGAGCUCCAGAGGAGCAGCUGAAAACACUGCCAAAGAUGCUGAAGGCUUCUCGGCUCUGCAACUUGACAGACAAACUAGAGGCCAUGUUCAAUGAGAUUAAGCAGCAGAGCCCAAACUGUACCUUACCACUCUUAGAUGUUUAGGUUACAGAGUCCAUGGUACACAGCAUGGUGUUACCGAUGUACCUCUUUCUCUUAGUUGGCAUUCGUGUCCAUUUAAGUGUUUCAACAUAUUCUUCAUUUGCAUGUUAAUUGGGAGUUGCCUCAAAGGUUGACCUAAUAUAUCCUUCAUGUAUACUGACGUUGUUGUUGCUACUCCUUAGCAGUGACAGGUGGUGACACAUGAGAGAAACAUUGGACAGCUUUACAGACAAUGAUGACCAAUUUUCCCUGAGCUGUGUUACUUAAAUGACCAAAAUAGGCAACAGAAGACUAUGAAGGCUGCCUCGAACAAGAUGUUGAAACAUACUCAAGUGUUGUUUGUGUAUUAUACACUUAGGUCAGACUAGGUUAUAUGGAGUAAAACGUAAUUACCUGUCGAGAGUAAAUUUUAGAGAAACUCCACAAGUAAAAUAUGCUCAAUAUAUACUCAAAUGUUACAUUAUAGUUAGUACAUUAUAGGAACUUGUAUUGACAUGAAACCGAGCUAUAACUGAAAUAAAUGUUGUCAUAAAAAUGUAUGAAGUUCUGUAAAAUUGCGCGAUAUCAAACUGUAAACUUUUACAUUUCACUCUCAGCACCUAAAUAAAGUAUAACGGUAUGCUAUAA
Cyclopterus lumpus (lumpfish) is the source of this 1585-nucleotide messenger RNA. Its product is annotated as tumor necrosis factor receptor superfamily member 6B-like. Lineage: Eukaryota; Metazoa; Chordata; Actinopteri; Perciformes; Cyclopteridae. The transcript is spliced from 5 exons. The coding region runs from base 101 to 961 and encodes 286 amino acids. The record is from RefSeq and is a predicted model, not a curated record. Gene Ontology annotation, molecular function: protein binding.